Messenger RNA from Solanum tuberosum (potato), 4071 nucleotides. RefSeq lists its product as uncharacterized. Gene Ontology annotation, cellular component: CCR4-NOT complex. The coding region runs from base 156 to 3443 and encodes 1095 amino acids. NCBI's taxonomy places the organism in Eukaryota, Viridiplantae, Streptophyta, Magnoliopsida, Solanales, Solanaceae. Gene Ontology annotation, biological process: protein ubiquitination. The record is from RefSeq and is a predicted model, not a curated record. The transcript is spliced from 14 exons. Gene Ontology annotation, molecular function: ubiquitin-protein transferase activity; RNA binding.
CCUUUUUCACUCUCUCUCUCAUCAAAACUCCAAAAAGCAGCUCUGUGUGGUUCUCUCACUUUCUCUCUCUAUCGUUGUAUCGUUUGGCGUCUCAUCCGUUUAGCGAUUUUGCCCUUCUUUCUCUUCUUCUAUUGAUCCAGUUCAUCACUGUAACCAUGAGUGACCAAGGAGAAAAGACAUGUCCUCUCUGUGCUGAAGAGAUGGAUAUGACAGAUCAGCAGUUGAGGCCUUGCAAGUGUGGCUAUCAGGUAUGCGUAUGGUGUUGGCAUCACAUAAUGGAAAUGGCUGAGAAGGAUGAGACAGAAGGGCGGUGUCCUGCUUGCCGCAGUCCAUAUAAUAAGGAAAAGAUUGUUGGCACGGCAGCAAAUUGUGAAAAGAUGGUGAGCUCGGAGAAGAAAUUGACAUCUCGAAAGGGUAAAAGUAAAACAGCUGAUUCGAGAAAGCAACUUAGCAGUGUGCGUGUUGUUCAAAGGAAUCUUGUCUAUAUUGUUGGUUUGCCUCUCAGUUUAGCUGAUGAAGAUCAGCUUCUGCAGCGGAAAGAAUAUUUCGCUCAGUAUGGGAAGGUUCUGAAGGUGUCUAUGUCUCGAACAGCUGCUGGUGCCAUUCAACAGUUCACAAAUAAUACAUGCAGUGUAUAUAUUACCUAUUCAAAGGAGGAGGAAGCAGUCCGUUGUAUUCAGGCCGUACAUGGAUUUAAUUUGGACGGUCGACCUCUAAGAGCGUGCUUUGGAACAACAAAAUACUGUCAUGCUUGGUUGAGGAGUGUGCCCUGCACCAAUCCUGAUUGUUUAUACUUGCACGAGAUUGGAUCGCAAGAAGAUAGCUUUACUAAGGAUGAAGUAAUAUCGGCUUACACAAGGAGUAGGGUUCAACAAAUUACUGGUGCCAUUACUAGUAUGCAACGGAGAUCAGGGAAUGUUUUACCACCAGCGGCAGACGAUUACUGCAAUAACAGCUCUGUUUCUGCAGGAAAACCUUUUAGUAAAACUGCUACAAAUAAUUCAGCAACCAAUGCGAGAGGCUCUCCACCAAAUAGCAGCCCUGGUAGAUCAGCUGCUCUUCCUGCUGGCGCUUUGUGGGGGACGCGUGCAUUAAAUAACCACCUGCCACCUGCCAGUGCACCAAGUUCUAAUGGACUGCCGCCUGCCAGCGCACCAAAUUCUAAUGGACUGCCGCCUGCCAGCGCACCAAGUUCUAAUGGACUGCCGCCUGCCAGUGCACCAAGUUCUAAUGGACUGCCGCCUGCCAGUGCACCAAGUUCUAAUGGACUGCCGCCUGCCAGUGCACCAAGUUCUAAUGGACUGCCGCCUGCCAGUGCACCAAGUUCUAAUGGACUGCCGCCUGCCAGUGCACCAAGUUCUAAUGGACUGCCGCCUGCCAGUGCACCAAGUUCUAGUGGACCUUUUAAACAGAAGGCUGAAAUAUGUAGCCCACUUACAUGCUCCACAGUUGUUGCCAAUAAUAGUCAGGUCUUGUCAUUGCCUGCCGAAGCAGGAAAGAAAGCUAUUCAUAGCAAAGAAAGUGGCAUUAGUCAAGAGAAACGUAAAAUAGACAUGUUAGAACCUGUUAAACAGUCUGUAGGAGCAGAUGAUGCAGCCUAUAGUUCUGAAAAAACCGAUAUAGCCAUACGUCCUGCUUCUUCAUUUAUGAACAGUCAGUUUGAUAUCACCCCGUCUUUGAAGGACACAGAUAUACAUUUGAUCACAUCAUCCAGUGCUACAAAUACCUUUGAUCUUCCUUUGAUGUCCAAUGUACCUAGUUUACCAAAAGAUCCCUAUGAUGCCACAGAUGUUGAGGAGAAUGUAUGCUCAGAUUUUUCAUCAUUUAGCAUUGAUAAACAACAAAAGUCACAUGCUACCUAUGAGAAAUCAAGGGAGCUGUCGCCUUCUCAGACGAAUGGGAAAUCUGUGAUUUCUGCAGAUGAUGUUAUUAUCUCAAGACAAACGUCUGAUUUGAGACUGGAAACACAGGAUCAAGGAAUACAAGACACAGCUCCUGAAAUGGAGGAUGAUUUGCUAUCUUUCAAUGCACAGAGACAUAGGGACCCUGAAGUAAUUUUAGAGAAAAGCCACUCAUCAAGUCCUUCCAUCUCUUUACACUCUUCAGGGCAGCUUAAGGGUUAUUCUUCGCAGUUUGCCAAUGGGGUUGGACCUAUUAGAGCCAACAUGCAAACUUUUGAUCAGAGAGUUGAUUCAGUAUUACAGCCUUCUAGUAUUGGAGAACUUCGUAAUGGAUACCCUGAAAAUCCAUUCAGUUGUGCGGGUAAAUAUUUGGGAAGCACUGAUGACACUUAUUAUUUGUCUAAUGAAAGUAAGAGGAUGCACUUGAAUAGGUUUGAAGGUGAAACUGCUACUGCAGAUCAUAGUACUAAUGCAGAUAGGGGAGAGAACAAUAUAAUAUCUAAUAUUUUGUCUAUGGAUUUCGACCCAUGGAAUGAGUCAUUAGCCUCUCAGAACUUGGUUAAGUUGUUGGGAGAAACUGAUAACCAACAAGGGUCUAGAGUAUCAAACUCAAGAAAAGUACAGAGCAGCAAUCAGUCAAGGUUCUCUUUUGCAAGGGAGGAAGAACCCAUGAAUGCAUCUACUGAUUCUCGUCCAUCUUUAAGUUACAUUGACAGAAGUUAUAGUCAUCGCCCUCUUGAUCAAGAUUUUCAAAAUAGCAGAAGUUAUCAGCUUGAUGGUUUUGGUACUCGCAAUGGUUUCUCACUAUUUAAUAAUCAGGAAUCUAAUGGUUUUGCCAACAAUUAUUCUCACCUCUCCUCUAAUAAGCAAUCAGUGUCGAGAUCUCAGAUGACUGCGCCUCCAGGGUUUUCAGCACCAAAUAGGGCCCCACCCCCAGGCUUUGCAUAUGAGAAAAUGGAACAUAAUUUUGCUUCUCUCUCUGGUACCCACAUGCUUGAUACCACCUCCUUACUGCGCAAUGAAUAUCCAUCAAUUGGCAAUGUCAACAAUGGGGACAUUGAGUUUAUGGAUCCUGCAAUCUUGGCAGUUGGUAAAGGCAGGGUUCAAAAUGGCCUUAAUGGCUCUAGUCUAGACAUGUCUCCAAGUUUUCCUCCACAGCCAAGUGGUUUUGAAAAUGAGGCAAGACUUCAGUUUCUCAUGCAAAGAUCUCUCUCUCUGCAUCAGAAUCAGAGAUACACUGAUAAUAGGGAUACCUUUUUCAAUGAUGCUUAUGGAAUUUCUUCGAGGGUUGUGGAGCAAACUCUGGCCAACAAUCUUUCCCCAUUUUCACAACUGAAUCUUCCCCAGGGUAGGAACUCUGUGAUGUCAAAUGGCCAGUGGGAUGGCUGGAAUGGUGGGGUCCCAAGCGGAAAUGACAUGGGCAUGGCUGAACUCCUCCGAAAUGAAAGGCUGGGCUAUAACAAGCUCUUUAAUGGAUAUGAGGAACCAAAGUUCCGCAUGUCCAAUUCAGGCGAACUGUAUAACAGAACAUUCGGGAUAUAGAUGUGCGUCUGGGAUUUGUUCAGCUUGUUGAGCACAGUUGUGGGAGAAACAAUGAAUUAGAAAAAUCAUGUGUGACCUAGCAGACGUGCUUGAGAUGAUCAAAGAUACAAUGAUGCUCAAAUUGUGGUAAUAACUCAAGGAUAGCUGUGAGGGAAUAUGAUCGAUUUGCCUUUCUAGAAGGAAGCUUGAUCAUGACUGUCUGAAUACUGCUUUCUGAUUGGUGAAGGAUGAAAUCCUCGAAAACAGGAUGUCCAUAAACCAACAGGUGAAAGCUGCUGAGUUUUUCGGGGCUCUACAGUUGUUUAGACAGGAAACCUUACAUGAUUUCGUUGGCAGGCGACGUGGGAGUGGAGAAUCAGGUUAUCACACACAUGACUUGGAGGCGUUGAGACACACAGCUCGUUUUUCUGAGCUUGCCUGCAAUAAUGCAAAUAGUAAAAGCUGAUAGAAGUUAUAGAAAUAUAUAUCUGUUUAUACCGAACUUCUCCUAAUUAUUUUUGGAAAAAAUGAAAUUGUUGCGUUAGCGGUGAAACAUCAUGGACAAGAUUAGUUGUGUUGUGUGGAGCCUGAUAUCUUGUUUCUUGACAAAACUGGGUGCUAUGAAACUAUGGUGUGCUUUUUCCGAUUA